CUCACUUUUCGAUUUCUUUUCGACUACCCUGACUGUUAGCCAGCGAAUAGAACAUAUUUCCUACCUUUACACUCUUCUUGUCAUAUUGUCUGCUUCUUGUGUAAUUAUUUAUCGCCCACACAACCGCCAAGAUGUCGAAGCCUUUUGAUCCAGAGACGGCGGAGAACUUUGAGGAUAUGGAAAAGCAGUUUGCCGUUAAGGCCGUGGAACAUCUGAUGACAUAUUGGUCGAUUCUGGAGAAGGUCCCCGGCUCGAAACUCCGCCUGACCAAGAUGGACGAUGAGAUUCUCGAGUCUUUCCAGAAGGAAUUCCCCGACUUCGACCCUGCCGAGACGCUCGAUGAGGACAAGAUGAAGAGCAAGGAGGGCAAGGAGAAGUGGCGCAACUGGAUCAACCAGUACGAGAAGAUUAUCGAGGACUUCAACUUCGGUACCAUGCUGCGUGCUAGCCCCAAGGUCGAAUACGACAGAGAUACCACGAUCUUCGCCAUGCGUAUGCAGUUUUACGCCAUCGAGAUCGCUAGAAACCGUGCUGGCCUCAACGACUGGAUCUACGAGCGCGCACAGAAGGCCAACAAAUAAAUUUGAAGCUGCGCUUCUUAUCUGGGCCGUGCAGGAACGGCGGCUAGACGGAAUGGUUCAUCCGGGCCUUUACCGUCCUUGCUUUGCUAGCGUCUAGAAUCUAUGCAGUGACUCAAGUCUUUGAGUUCGACAGCCAUCAUUUACUACCAUGGCCCAUAGGUCUCAUCCGGGUGGUCCAGCAUAGCGUAUAUGACCCUAUAAAAGAGUGGGGAUAGCCCCUCGACAGGGCGCCCUAGGGUGGUACUACCGGAGUGGAUACCUGUACAUAUAACGAGCUGAAUUGAUGCUUUGGAAUGCAGUGAUGGAUAGAAAGACGUGCGGUUGACCCACUAUAUUUUUCCGGUGUACCCGAGAACAAUGGCAACGCAACCCAUUGUUCCUUUCCUC
Messenger RNA from Aspergillus piperis CBS 112811, 968 nucleotides. Its product is annotated as polysaccharide biosynthesis domain-containing protein. Gene Ontology annotation, cellular component: cytoplasm. The record is from RefSeq and is a predicted model, not a curated record. The coding region runs from base 132 to 581 and encodes 149 amino acids. NCBI's taxonomy places the organism in Eukaryota, Fungi, Ascomycota, Eurotiomycetes, Eurotiales, Aspergillaceae. The transcript is spliced from 5 exons.